CGUCGUAUUUCGAAAAUCCAGUCACACGCAAACUACAUAUAGAACAACAUAUCAGUUCUCGUAAAUAAGUUUUUCUACUUUUCCGAAAAGGUGAAUCCAUAGAUGAAAUUCGUCUAACAUGGCCGAGGAGAGUGGAGUGUUUGGUGCCUUUUUGAUAUUUGGCCUAAUUGUGGUUGGCUAUAUAUUUUGUCACUGCUAUCAGAAGUUGAGGCAAGCUGUGUGCGGCGGGGAGAAAAAACCCAAACAGGAGCAGGCUCCGCCGCCAGAGUUGCCACCGUUUCCGUUUAGCCGGAUGACAGCCAAUCAAUUGCUCGAUUACGAUGGCACCCGUCGAGAUGGACGAAUUCUAAUUGCGUUCAAGGGCAAGAUUUAUGAUGUCUCGACGGGCUUGGAAGAGUUCAGUCCGCAGGGCGUGUUGGGCUGUGUGGCCGGCAAGAAUUUCUCCGAGUACCUGGAGCGGACUCUACAGCCGCGCGAGACGAUCGUCGAUUAUAUAACUCGCUGGGACUCGCUGCUCGAUAAAAAUUAUCCAUUGGUUGGGAUACUAGUCGAGGAGGAGGACGUACAAGAAAAGGUGGUUAAAUCUGAGCAGGACGUCAUGCAGCAGCAUCUGGAGGAUGUUGAUAAAGGUGCUAAUGAUAAUAACAAUAAUGAUAAUGAUGAUGAUGAUGAUGACAAUGUCAAUGACAAUGAUAUCAUUGGUAAUGGUAAUGACCAUGGUCAUAUGGAUGAUACAUUCCUCGAUAGCUCCGAUGUGCAAUUGAUCGAAUCCACUUUUGAAGAUGACGAUGCUAGCAAUUCAGUAAUUGAUAUUAAGGUCGGCAAAAUGCAAGUGGAGGAUGUGCCUGCCGAGGCCAAGAUACAGGAUACACCUGAGACGCCACUCAACGCGGCCAUUUCAGAAAAAUCUUGUUAAAUGUUAUUCUAUUUUAAUGUUUGUGUUGCGUUCCUUAUUGUUUCCUUGAGUUAAUAAACUGGGCGUUGCUAAGGGUUGUAAAGCGA
This is a messenger RNA of Drosophila hydei, 1002 nucleotides long. Its product is annotated as membrane steroid-binding protein 2. The coding region runs from base 119 to 916 and encodes 265 amino acids. Lineage: Eukaryota; Metazoa; Arthropoda; Insecta; Diptera; Drosophilidae. The record is from RefSeq and is a predicted model, not a curated record. The transcript has a single exon.